AUGUUGGCUCUAGUGAAGAUGUAUAUUAACUUCCUAGUAAACAAGUUAGACUGGCUUGACUACCAGGAAGAUACGCGAGGAUCUAGAACCACUGAUCCGAAUGUGGCCAGUGGAUGUUCCUACUGGGCCAACACGGCGACAGACUAUGACACUUGCGCGUCUUUGACGGACUACUUUGGCCUCACAAUUGCUGACCUGGUGUCCUGGAACCCUUCUCUUUCAACCACAUCUUGCACUUUAACCCCCGGACGGAGCAACAAGUUCUACUUUGUGAAGUCCGGCGAUGGCUGCGCGGCCAUUGCUACCGCCAAAGGAUCAGACUGCCGGACCUUGAUCGCAGACUACUAUGUCUGUGUUGAAGUAACUGGGUCUUCUACUAAGACCACUGCCCCUACGACGACGACCACUGCUGCCGCCAACACUCCCCAGCAGAGCGGUAUUGCAAAGAACUGUAACAAGCACUACUUCGUCAAGUCAGGCGAUGGCUGCGCUGCCAUUGCUUCGGCUAAUGGCAUCUCCCUAGCCGAUUUCUACAGCUGGAACCCAGCUGUUGGAUCAGACUGCCGUACUCUCAUCGCAGAUUACUAUGUCUGCGUUGGUGUCUCUAGCUCCACCACAACCACCAAAAAGACGACCACAACAACCACCAAAUCAGCAACAACAGCCGGCACAGGCCCCUCCCCAACCCAAAGCGGCAUCACCACCGACUGCAACACCUUCUACAAGGCUGUCUCCGGCGACAGCUACUACACAAUCGUCACAAACAAGUACACCUACUUGUCCUUGGCCCAGUUAAUUUGGUGGAACCCGGCCGUCGGUGGUAUCUGCGCAAGCCUGCAGGUAGGAUAUUACUACUGCGUGGCUACGAAUGCCCUGCAGCCGAUGCCGGGCACGAACACUGCUACCUGCAAGAAGUGA
Molecule: messenger RNA, 918 nt
Organism: Aspergillus affinis
Lineage: Eukaryota; Fungi; Ascomycota; Eurotiomycetes; Eurotiales; Aspergillaceae
Product: LysM peptidoglycan-binding domain-containing protein
Exons: 7
Coding region: 1-918 (305 amino acids)
Source: RefSeq, a predicted model, not a curated record